AUGACUGUUAUAUCGAAUGAUAAAAUGGUAAUGUCACCUCUAGCUGGGUAUAAUCGUUCGACACCAUGCCGGGUUGAAAAGAAUGUUUAUUUUUUACCGAUGACACUAUUGCUGGCCGUGAUUUCAAUUGCCUUCAUGUUUGUACCAAAAGUGCCUUUAGAGAUGGGCGUGGAGAUGAAAUGUCAAUCUGGAAAUUAUUUUUGA
This is a messenger RNA of Macrosiphum euphorbiae (potato aphid), 204 nucleotides long. NCBI's taxonomy places the organism in Eukaryota, Metazoa, Arthropoda, Insecta, Hemiptera, Aphididae. The record is from the annotation of a GenBank genome assembly.